GUCAGUACUUGCUUAGCGGGGAAGCGAUCACUACCACAGACUUAAGAAGCAUCAGUGUGAGUGAGGAAUUACUAGCUAGAGGACGUGACCAUGAACACCGUCAUACUCCUGUGUCUACUGUCUCUUGCAGUCACCAGUUGUUUGGGACUGUCUUGUCUACCCUGUGAUAAAAGUCUCCAUUGUCGUGACCCCAACACCCUGGAGUGUCCCUGGGGCAUCGUGACGGACCUCUGUAACUGCUGUCCCGUCUGUGGAAAGGGCCCAGGAAAAAUGUGUGGAGGGCCGUGGAACAUCAACGGGAAGUGUGGUCGUUGCCUCGUCUGCAAACAGAAAAACAACGAUGAAGGAAUCUGUGUCUCGGACAAAUCAAAGUGUUAAAGCCAGAUGGUCUUCCACUACCGUCUGUCGUUGUCCUCUACAGCUGCCUUAUGGAGCUUGUUGUCAAGACCACACGUGAACUAGGGAGCCAUCGUGAUCACCUCCAUACUGAGUUGUGUCAUCAUUUUAACAAGACUAACUGUUGGGCAGUGGAAAUUGUUCUGGUUGAUCAGGCACUGAUCUAUCGGGAGGCCAGGUCAGGGACCGGGCCGCGGGGGCGAUGACCCCCUGGAACACCCUUCAGGUAGAGUUAGGUUCACCAAAAACUCGCACUUAGGCGAGGAACCUGAGGAUGACGUUUCAAUCCAUCCUGGAGCAUUUGACAAUGGUCCAGGAUAGACAGAAACGUCGUAGUAACGUUCCUAAACUAAGUGCGGGUUUAGUAAAUUGUUUUAGCCACGGUAUUGCGCUAGCAAUCAGGCUACGGGACUUAUUUUCUUUUCUAAUAGAUGUACCAAAUAAUGUAACUUCAUCUACUGAAACUUAAGUUACUCUUAGUGUUCUUAAAAGCUGACUGAUGUUUGCACAGAGGACUUGCACACUAAUCUAUGCUGAAUUUCAGGAGUUUCAUUCAUGUGGGUCAUAAGUUUAGUGCAACAAAAACUACUGAACAACAUUCAGUCAUGCUGAACUUCAUAAAGAAAUUUCAGAAAACAAAUCUGAGUGAGUGUUUCCAAAUGCAGACAUUACCUUGCAUAUAUUUUUAACAUUAAUUGUCACAAAUUACACAGCUGAGAAUUAAUUUUUUUUAGAUGAAGUAAAUUAAAAAUCCCAAGAGAAGAAUUAUGCACCGAGACGGUCUGGAUGUCUUGUCUCUGCUAAAUACAGGAACAGAUUUAUGUCAGAUUGAUUCUGAGGAAUUGAUCAAAGAAUUUGUGAUUAAAAAAAGUAGGAGGGAACUUUUUUAAAUAAUAAAGUUAUAAACAGGCAACAAUCAGCACUACUUUAUGUCGUUUGAUAGAUGUGUGUUGACAUGUGUGUUGACAUGUGUGU
This is a messenger RNA of Cherax quadricarinatus, 1371 nucleotides long. Lineage: Eukaryota; Metazoa; Arthropoda; Malacostraca; Decapoda; Parastacidae. The record is from RefSeq and is a predicted model, not a curated record.